This is a messenger RNA of Thecamonas trahens ATCC 50062, 3301 nucleotides long. RefSeq names its product alpha-mannosidase 2. Gene Ontology annotation, molecular function: alpha-mannosidase activity; carbohydrate binding. Bases 1 to 3231 code for a protein of 1076 amino acids. The transcript has 3 exons. The record is from RefSeq and is a predicted model, not a curated record. NCBI's taxonomy places the organism in Eukaryota, Apusomonadida, Apusomonadidae. Gene Ontology annotation, biological process: mannose metabolic process.
AUGACGAGAGAGCAACGAGGAAGCGGCUGGCGCGUCUGUGCGGCCUGGAGGCUGCUGGUCGGGGCGGCCGUCGCCGCGUGGCUCGUCGCUGCAGUGCUGGCCAGCCCGGCCGCAGCAGCCGGCGACGAGCUCAACGUCUUUAUUCUGGCCCACUCGCACUGUGACCCUGGGUGGCUCAACACGUUCGAGGGCUACUUUCAACGCGACGUCAACGCCAUUCUCUCCAACGUGGUGACGGCGCUGCAGCAAGACGCGCGGCGGCGGUUCAUCUGGGCAGAAAUCUCGUUCUUCUCGCGGUGGUACUCGCGGCAGUCGGAGGAGACGCGGCAGACGGUGGAGGAUCUGGUGGCGUCGGGCCAGCUGGAGUUUGUCGAGGGCGGUUGGGUGCAGGCGGACGAGGCGGACACCAACUAUGUGUCGAUCAUGAACCACAUCGCCGAGGGCCACGCAUACCUCAAGGCACACUUUGGAGUCCGGCCGCGGUUUGCGUACCAGAUCGAUCCGUUCGGCCACUCGUCAGCGACGCCGAGCCUGUUUGCGAGGAUGGGCUUUGAGGGCCUGGUCAUCAACCGCAUCCACCACGCGCUCAAGUCGUCGUUCAAACGCAGCAAGCACAUGGAGUUUGUAUGGCGGGGUGCGCCCGAGACGCUCGGGCCCGAGUCGGAUCUCCUCACGCACGUUCUCCACACCCACUACUCGGCCCCCAAGGGCUUUGACUUUGAGGAGCACUCGAUGCCGAUCUCGCCGUCUAAUGUGGCCUCACGGGCAACCGUGCUUGUGCGCGAACUGCGGUCUCGAAGCGCAGCGUACGCUACGUCAAACCUGCUUGUUCCUUUUGGCGACGACUUUAAGUUUAAGCGGGCCCAGUACCAGUUCACCAACAUGGAGCAGCUCAUCGAGCACAUCAACGCCAACGAGGAAGGCGUCAACAUCCGGUUUGCCACGCUCUCCGACUACUUUGAUGCCAUGAUUGCUGAGGCCGCGUCUGCCCAAGACGUGACGCUCCCACUGUACGAGGCCGACUUUUUCCCCUACGCCGACAAUGAGGACUCGUACUGGACCGGGUACUACACGACGCGGCCGGUGCUGAAGCAGCUGGCGCGGGCGACCGAAGCCCACCUCCGCGGGGCUGAGAUUUUGUACACGCUCGCACGGACGCGGACCGGGCACCUGCGAAGCGCGCCAACGUUCUGGAGCAAGGGCAUGGCGGCCCUUGUGGACGCGCGGCGACAAACCGCACUCGUCCAGCACCACGACGGCAUUACCGGAACAGCCAAGCAGCAUGUUGUGGCCGACUACUCGACGCGGCUGCUGGCGGCGCACAAGGGACUGACCGAGCUUCAGGCUGCGCUGCUGCCGCUGCUGCUCGCGUCGCAAGAUUCCCUUGCGGCAGCGGCUGAGGUUGGCGAGUUAGCUGCGGCCGCCGGCUUGCGCGACGCCGUGGCGUCAGAUCGGGUGCUGGACGUGGAAGCUCUUGACGGCAACGCCGGAUAUGUAGUGGUUGUGUCGUCGUCUCUGGCAUGGCCGACCUCUCGGUUGGUCAAGGUCAUGGUGACGAGCUCCAAGGUUCGCGUGACUGAUGCGAGCGGCGAGGCGUUGACGAUCCAAGUUGUGCCUCAUUGGGACGACGCGCACUACGCACCGUCGCCGCACGCCGGAGUGGGCGGAACGCGGCCGGCGACUGGCGCCGGCGCUUCAGAGGUGUUUGAGACCGAGCCGGCGCCGGCACGGUACGCGUUGCACUUUGAAGCCGAGCUCGGCCCGCUGGAGAGUCGUACGUUCAAGGUUCAUCGCGAUGUCAGAUCUGCGCUGGCAGCAACGACGGUUGAUGUCUACUCGGGUGCGCUGCAGGGCAAGGCAGAUGCCGAGGAGGGCGUUGACGGCAUUGUGUAUCACUCGGCUAUUCCUGGGCAGCUGACGCUGACUGGGACGAGGACAAGCGUGGUUCUGGAGGACGGGCUUGUGGCAUCAAUUGCGCACGACGGCGAGGAGGCAAUGGAGGCCCGGCAAGCGUUUGUGCAGUACGCAUCGACCCGAUCCGGUGCGUACAUUUUCCGUGCACAGUCGGAAGGGGUCAAGAUGAGCGUGGCGAGCGAGGCGCACGCGGUGCGGCUUGUCCGCGGCCCGCUGUUUGAGAGCGCCAAGGUGGUGCGCGGUGCGAUUGCCUUUGAGGUGAGCGUGCGGGCGUCUGUGGGCGCUGGCGAGCGGCUCGAGGGCCUCAUGGUUGAGCUGGACGUCUCAGUGGUAGCCGCGCCAGACAACGAGGUUUCGCUCCGGUUCGAGACGGCGGUGGCGUCAGGAGAGACCUUCUACUCCGACUCUGGCCUGCAGGUGAUGAAGCGAGUGCGGGUGGCAAGCAAGCCGAUCCACACCAACGUGUACCCGUGCCUGGCGACGGCGCUGGUGCGCGACGAGAAGCGCGCGUUUGCGGUGCUCUCGACCCAGCCGCGUGGGGUGACCUCGCUGGCGUCUGGCGAGAUCGAGGUCUUUCUACAUCGCCAGCUCAUGCAAGAUGAUGGGCGUGGACUCGCUGAACCGCCGCGCGACGCAGCGCGGUACGCCAGCGUCAUGUGGCUGUAUGCCGGCUCUGCUGACGGUGUGGAAGCACGGCGGCGGCAGGCUGCGCACAUGCUCGAGCACCCGCCGCUUGUCUUUGCCUCGACCCGCGGGUUUGGCGACGGCGAGUGGGAGGCAGUCUUCACGCUCGCUGCGCAAGGGAUGGCGGCGCCGCUGGAGACGCCGGCGCAUCUGCUCACGCUCAAGAGCAUGACAGCGACGGCUGACGACGUCCUGAUCCAGGUCUCGUCACUCGCCGAAGACAAUCGCCAGACACCGAUUCCGCCGCUCGACAAGUUGCUGGCGCUGGAUGGGCAACCGGUCAAGGUAAGCGCGCUCCGCCCUGCGCUUCUUGCAGGGGACGAGGACCGCGGCACAAGGCGGGCUAUUGGUUCGCUCCUUCAUCUGGAGCGCGACGACUUUGACGUGCAGGCCAAGCUUGCCGCUGGCGGCGACGGGCCGGGCGCGUCGCAGAACACCGACGAGGCUGGCGUCUUUAUUUCUCAGGCUGCGCUCGACGACCUCGCCAAGGCCGGAGCGCAGAGACGCCUGUUGGAGGUCGGAGCGAGCGAGCCCGAGCUCAAGCUCGGUCCACUUGCCAUCAAGUCAUUUCUGGUGCACCUGGAGCCUAGCGAGGCUGUGGUGGCAGGCCGGCAACAGCAAGGCGACAGGUGAACGGGUGCGGGUUGGAUCCAAGGUUGGAGCCAACUUUGACACGCACCGGCAGCACACGCCGCAUCUGGUC